AUGGCUGUGUCGCAUCAGUGGUUCGUACAGUGGUCCGCGCCUCCGUUGCUUUUAACAGAUAUAUCUAGUCGUUACAAUAACGUGAAUGAACGUUGGAAAACUGAAAACCCUCAAUGGAGUGGUGAUUGGGGGAUUCCGGAGCAAAGUGAUGACAAAGUGAAAUAUUAUUCUAAUCGUGAUAAUUAUAUAGAACAUAAUAAAUAUGGGAGAGUCAAUAAUAGAUUCAAGAAUGAUGACCGUAACGGGGCAAAGGGCAUUACAUUAUGGCUGGCAAUGCUCGGUAUAGCGAGUACGCAGACUAUUCCAGCCGAUAUUGACACACCACCAUUCAACACGCUGUAUAAAUGGAAGGAGGUAGAUUUUGACUUCCCUUCUCCAAGACUCCGUAAAAUGGCUCUUGCGUCUCGAAAGUAUGUCCCGGCCAACGUUCUACCAUUGGGUCUAGAAGUAUGGGGCUCCCGCGUAUGGGUUACUAUCCCAUCAUGGAGACACGGCGUCCCUGCUACUUUAGCGACAGUCUCUCGUGCUGGAGGGGAGACAUCACCUUUACUAAAACCGUACCCAGAUUGGUCAUUCCAUAGACUAUUUAGUAAUUCGAAAAACUGUUCUGGAUUAACAUCUGUUUUUCGGCUAAGUGCGGACACUUGCGGAAGACUUUGGGUUUUAGACUCAGGACAAAUAGACUCUCAAGAUGAUCCUAAGCAGCUAUGUCCACCGAGCAUAGUUGUAUUUGAUCUUACCACGGAUAAACUGAUCGCACGAUAUCCGAUCCCAGACAAAUAUGUCCUAGAAAGUUCAUUAUUUGCUAACUUGAUAAUAGACACAAGAACGAAAUAUUGUUCUGAUCUCCAUAUUUACAUUGCGGAUACAUGGCGUUUUGGUCUACUCGUAUUUCGAGAACGUGACCAACGAUUUUGGAGAUUUUCUCAUCCUUAUUUCUACCCAGAUCCAUUAGCUUCUAAUUUCACUCUCCAUGGAUUCAAUUUUCAAUGGACAGAUGGUAUUUUUGGGUUAGCUCUGACGCCGCUUGACGCUUUUAGAGAACGGAUUUUAAUAUUUCACCCUAUGUCUAGUUACAGAGAAUUUUACGUCUCAACGAAAGUAUUGCGCGAUCCAUCACUUGUCAACAGUAGCGCAAUAGAAUUUAAUUUACUCGGGGAGAGCCGAGGAUUGCUCGGUCAAUCUUCGGCUUCUGCUAUGGAUAGACGCGGUAUAAUGUAUUACGGGUUAGUGACCCAGGAUAGUAUUGGAUGUUGGAAUAUAAACGAACCGUAUCAAAAGCAUAAAUUAGGAGUAGUUGCACAAAACUCAGAGACGUUAAUAUUUCCAAAUGAUAUAAAAGUGGACCAAGAAGUUAAACAAAAUGUUUGGGUGAUAUCUAAUCGACUGCCAAUAUACCAGGCAGGACCAUUGGACUCGAACGAUUACAACUAUCGCAUAAUGUAUGCAGAUAUAGAGGAAGCAGUACGAGGAUCUGUUUGUGACCCUAAUGCAGAUUUAUCAGAUUGA
Molecule: messenger RNA, 1509 nt
Organism: Arctia plantaginis
Lineage: Eukaryota; Metazoa; Arthropoda; Insecta; Lepidoptera; Erebidae
Source: the annotation of a GenBank genome assembly